Molecule: messenger RNA, 5716 nt
Organism: Schistocerca cancellata (South American locust)
Lineage: Eukaryota; Metazoa; Arthropoda; Insecta; Orthoptera; Acrididae
Gene: sds22
Product: protein phosphatase 1 regulatory subunit 7
Exons: 9
Coding region: 187-1257 (356 amino acids)
Molecular function (GO): protein binding
Source: RefSeq, a predicted model, not a curated record
CUCACAGAAGUUUCAUGUAUGGUUUUAUCUGUUUACAUGUCGUCAGUUAACUGCUGUAAUAAUCGUUGGAUGAUAGCACAAGCAUUUGUAAACAAAGUAGCAAAUAAAGUUUUCGUUUACUGUGUUUGAGGCCUACGUGCUGCUCCUGGUACUGGAGGCUACAAGUCGUUUAAUUUGUGCUGAAGAAUGAGUAAUACGGGUAACUCGCAAGACGUGACAGAAAAUGAUGGAGAUAAAACACUUACUGGAUCAGAGAGUGUGCUUUCAACUGGAGAUCCAGAAGAGAAUGUGACAGCAGUUGAAGGUGAAGAAGACAAAUAUGGAGAAAUACUUAUUAUUGAUCCAGAGACAGAGGAACUGGAUUUGAAUCAUCAGAGAAUAAGAAAACUUGAGAACUUGGAGCCCCUUACUAAGAUAGAACGACUGUAUUUUCGAUGGAACCUAAUUAAAAAAAUUGAAAAUUUACAUACCUUAGUUACAUUGAAAGAGCUUGAGCUGUAUGAUAACCAGAUCACAGUCAUUGAAAAUUUGGAUACACUUGUCAAUCUGGAGAUUUUGGACUUGUCCUUUAAUAGGAUACGUGAAAUAGGAGGCUUACAAAACUUGCAGAAGCUUGAAAAAUUGUUUCUCAGUUCUAAUAAAAUUGCAAAAAUUGAAAAUGUUAACUGCUUAAAGAAAUUAGUUCUUCUCGAACUUGGAGAUAAUAAAUUGCGGAAAAUAGAGAACCUUGAGGGGUUAGAUACCUUACGACAUUUGUACCUUGGGAAGAACAAAAUUACAAAAAUUGAGAACCUGGAGUCACUAAAGCAACUAGAGAUCCUUAGCCUACAGAGUAAUCGUAUUACUAAAAUUGAGAAUUUGGAAGAACUUACAGCUUUGGAUCAGUUGUAUUUGUCAGAGAAUGGUAUCUCUGUGAUGGAGGGUCUUGAGCAUAACAAGCAACUUUCAACCUUAGAUGUAGGAAGUAACAAAAUACAACGCAUCAGCAAUACAGAGCACUUGGAAAGGCUCGAAGAGUUUUGGAUGAAUGACAAUCUAGUUGAUGAUUGGUCUAACGUUGAAGUGUUGACACGCAACAGACGAUUGGUCACCGUUUAUUUAGAACGCAAUCCUGUGUCGAAAGACGUCAACUACAGGAGAAAACUUAAAUUAAUGCUUCCCUGGAUUUCACAGAUUGAUGCCACACUAUGUGUGUCGCCCACACAUGGGGGAAUGUUUUUGGCUGGUGAUCACACACUUGGCUUCAGGUGUUCAUAAGUUAUCUCCUCAUAAGACUGGAACAGUGGACGGGCUGAAGACAGACUGUACAACAGUGUGGUUUGCACAGUUUUAGAAAUUGUAAUUUCAGCAAUUAGCAUUACUUUGUUAAAUUAUUUUCAUAGUGAUGCACGACAUUUAAUGUAGUAUGCAAACAAAAUCACAAUGAGAACCACCUUCAUGAAACAGUAAUGCUGUUGAAAUGUAACUAGAACUUGUAACCACACUGAAGAGGGUACUUUUCUCAUCCUGUAAUGACCUUUGUCACAAUGGAUUUCUCUGGUUGGUUUCCCUCACAUUAUAUCAUGUCCAGAUCAAUGAAAUUCAUGUUGUAAAGAAAUAAAGACAGUGUUAUGGUAAGAAGAACUGGUUACUGUUACUGCCAUUUGUAUUAAGAUUUUAAAAUUCAGAUUUCUAUAAACUGCCUUUGAUCAUAGAGAGAAGUUUGCUGGGUUACGGAGAAGUGUGCUGGGCUGUGAGACUGUGUACGCUCUUUACAUGACUCAUAGGCAGGGCACCCUAAUUACUUGUGGUUGUUGUGACAUAAUGUGCCAUAUUUAUCAAUUCUAAACAAUGCUGCUACGGAAAGGACAGAUGUUAAAGAGCUAAAAGAGUUUAUGCUUGCAUUAGAAUAGAACCACAGAUAAUGUAUAAUAUUUUCAAAAUCUCCUUUCAUAUACCGCAUAUUUCAGAAGAAAGUGCUUCCAAAUAUAAUGGCCAAACAGAAAGUAAAUGGUGAGGGUAUUGUAAUUGGAUUCUUGUUCAUAAGCUGCUCCAUAAUAUUUUCAUUUGAGAUAUUAUUAAAACAAAUAACAGCUUUAGAGAAGAGUAAAAAUGAAUUAAUGUUUGUCUAAAUAAGUGAUAUUGUCACUUUCAGAUUAAUGGGAAUGGUCAGGUCAUCAGCUUGCAGCUUUAAAAUAUUAAUAUGCCGAUGAUAAUAUUCAGGUGAAUUUUCCUUUACUCUCUCUCUAAUGUUUAUUAGAAGAAUAACGUGAUUCCAUAGGCAGUAACAUGGAAGAGUAUGUUGUGCCAAAAAUAUGUUUGAGACUGCUUUUGAGUCAACUAUAAAACAAAUUAUUUCAUGAAUCCUAUCAUGAUAACAUUUGGACAGAUAUUCUUCUUGUUUGUUCGACAUUGCAGUUGGAUAUUUAUUGACAGCUGUGGCAAUUUGUAAACAAUGUCAGUGUUCUAAAAGAAAACUUUAUUCUAGCCUUCAUUGUCUGCAAAUGACCCUGAGUGAGGAUACACUGAAGCUAUUUGUAAAGCACUGUUAUAAAACAGUUACUGUUGAAAUUUUGGCUCACAGCUUAUUAUGUUUUAACAUGUUACGAGAACACUGUACCCGAUAUUUGCAUUCAUUCUGACAUAGACAGUCAGAACAGUGGAUAGGGUCUUUAUCCUCUACAGAAAGUUGUAAGCAUACAUUGAUUUCCUUGAAAAUAGUUGAUACUACCUGCAGAGUCAUAUUUGGGACCAGAUUCAUAAACAUGUAUAUGUGAAACAAAUUGCACUAACUGUUUAGAUUACCUGAAAACCAUUAGUGGGAAGUAUAAAAUCUCUCUCUCUCUCUCUCUCUCUCUCUCUCUCUCUCUCUCUCUCUCUCUCUCUCUCUCACACACACACACACACACACACACAGAGAGAGAGAGAGAGAGAGAGAGAGAGAGAGAGAGAGAGAGAGAGAGAGUGGGGGGGGGGGGGGUCAAGAAAUUGGCUGCAUGUGACUUCUCAGUUUACCAAGAUCACAGUUAUAACGUGAUUAAGAAAUUGCCAAAUGCCACAUUUGGAAAUGAUAAUCUGAUUUUUGUAAGAAAACAAAAGUAUUCUAAUCAGUUUUUCGGUCAGUAUUUUUAUUGCCUCUGGAAUAUUAUUGCCAGGACUUGAGAAAUGUAAUCAGGGGGCUUCUACGAAUAAAUGCUGUAACGGGUGACUAGUAUGAGUAAAUGACAAAAAUUAUACAUUUUGAAUAACAGUGCACAUUAUUUGAUAAAUGAGGCUAUUCACAUUUCAAAUGUAAAUUUAUAUUGCUUUUAUGUUUUAUGCACUUUGUUUGCAUCAUUGAAUAUUAGUGUCUUCUGCUCUCAUGGCUUUUCUCAUAAAUGUUGCCAAUAGUAGUCAACAUAUUCUGGUGGGUACUGUCAUAAAAUAUGUUAAUGCUUCAAAAAAUGCUUACAGCUACAAGUCAGUCUCAGCUAUCCAAUUGGUCUCUGAUUUUCUUGCAGACAUUAAGUGAAUUACAUGAUAUCAAUCAAGUCAUUUAGUAAUUUUUAAUUUUCAUUUAUGUAACACCAUAUUUGAGCCCCAUUACUGUAAGAGGAAGUUAAUUUCUCCUCCACUGUGUCAGUGUAUGUUUCAAGAAAUGCAAACAAAGUGUAAUAGUACAAAAGACAACAGCUUUGAAUAGUGAAACUAUUGGAGAUCUUAUUGCAACUCUUCUGAUUUAGAUCACAAUUUUUGCUGAAUGGUCAAUGCUGUAUGUACCAAAAGUUGUAGCACAAGUUUUUAUUGGCAAGCAAAUUGUUCUGUAUCCAAAAUAAUUUAUGGUACAAACUUUAUCACAUAUGAUAGCACAACAUCCGUACUAUAAUUUAUACUGAUUAAUUUUCAAGUUUUGUGAGCUCUUCUGAGUAAUAUGCAUUUAGUCAGAACUUUUCUAAGUGGAAUUUCUAAUUUGUAUGAAUUUUAAUAAAGCAGUGACAUAGGAGGGGUUAGGAGGUAGAUAACAUCAGUUUUCUAACUGUAUAGAAAUGUGAAUUUAAAUCUGCACAAAGCCAGUUCAUUGUUUGAAAGUGAAUUAUGUAGUCUGAUGCUUUUUGGCAGCUCCACAAGUCGUAAGAGUAGUCAUGGGAAUAAAAAUAAAAAAAAUGGCCCAUUGAUGGAGGUCAUGUCUCCAAUCAACCUAUGAAGUAAUUGUGCAUCUCACAAAGUGGAUUAUUCUCAUAGCUUGUGUGCAAUUUUUAGAUUACUUGGCUGUAUCAAAAUUGUCAUUGUGAACAUCUAUGGACGAUGUAGUUAACUGUCAUACACUCAGGCAAUGACAUUUCCAACUGUUCAUCUUAUUUCAGUUAGAUUUUAGUUUAAGAAAUAUUUGUAGGUGAUUGUGUAGCUUGUUUUUAAAGUUACUGAAGUCUCUCCUUUUAAUUGUAAAAUCUAGUCACAUGUUACCACUGUUGUCUUUGUAUUCUUAAAUUUUAGUCACUGGAAUAACAAAUGUGGUGAUAAUGAGUUUAACAUAUCAAAAGCAUAGUUAGUUUAUAUUUCAGGUAAAGCUAGAUGAAACUGAACAGAGAAUGAUGAACAAAGUACUGUGUAAGUAGAUCAUAAUACUUGAUAUGAAUUAUGAUGUAUGGCAACACAACAAUUUCAAUGUUUUCUGUGGUACAUAGGUGGAAAGGAUUGUGGUAACUGACGUAAUUUGAGAGUUUACUUAUUCCUCCUAAGCAGAUAAUUACAGUUGAUAUACUUUUUUUUUUGUUUUUGAGUAUUGUAAAUUUCUGUUAUUUGUGCAAGGCUACCAUACUCCUAAUUAUCUGCCUUUAUUUAUCAGUUUUUGCUUUGCCAUGUAUUCAGUAAUUCAUUUACAUCCAUGUUCUAGUACUCACAUGUUCACAUAUUUCUCAUGGAAUUCAUAUAGGGUUCCAGUCAUGUAUGUCCCUAUCAUAGGACUCGGAUAUUGAGGCAUUUUUUGUGGACAUCAUAUAUAUUAUUCAUUUACCAACUGAUACGUUUAUAGCUGACCCAGAAAAAAACUACUACUUGUUGGCCAUUAUUUGUUGUGUUCUUGCAGAGAAGUCUAUGUUUCAUUGAGUAAUAUGUUGGUAGCUCCAAUGCUGCAAGUAAUGGUUUAGACGUUUUUAAGGUUUGUUAAGCAAUAUUAUUUGAAUAUUGUUACUGAUUUAUUUUACUCAUGUAAAUUUUAAGUAAUAUGUGGGCCCUUCCUCUGUUAUAUCAGCAAAUGAGCAAAAGAGAAUAUCAUUAAGUACUAGACAAAUGUAGGAGAAACAAGAGAUCAGGUCAGUUCUUCAUUAGAGAUGAUAAUCAAAUGAAAUGUUGAUUUCAUUUCACAACAGAGAUAUCUGGACAAUAGUUUUUUUACUUUGACACAUAAUGUCUUUUGUCAUGACAGCUGUGGAGCAUUUAUAACAGUUAUGUUUUUAACAUAUCUUAUCCGCUUGUUCUCUUUACAAUGUCCAGUUUAAAUGUUAUAGAAUGCAAAUAAUUUACUACAAUUAUCUGACAUUAUGAAAUAGCCAAGAAAAGUGGAAAGAAAAACCAUUUAUAGCACCCAUCACAAUAGUUUUUAACAUGUAAUACAAUUGUUGUCACAGCUCAGUUCAUUAUUGUUCAAUAACUGUAUUUUGUUACUCUAAAGUUGCACUGAAUGUUACAUUUAUUUGUGAAUGACUGUAUUUAAAAUUUGUGUCUCAGUUUGCAUCAAAUAUAGUAAUUAUGUUUUCAA